UCAAGGCCAGUUGGAAAAAAUAGCUAGGAGGAGGGGGGGACAAAAUAAGAAGACAAAUACAAUCAAUAUUCAUCAAGUAAUAUUGGUGAGUUAUAAGUUAGUUAGAAGAGAAAUUUGGUGUUGGGAUGGGAAUGAGGAAUAAUGAUAAUGAUAAUAAUAAUAAUAAUAAUGUGAAGAAUGGUGGUGGAGUGAAGAGGAAGGGGCUGUGGUCGCCGGAGGAGGAUGAGAAGUUGAUGAAUUACAUGGUGAGAAAUGGGCAAGGGUGUUGGAGCGACAUAGCAAGAAAUGCGGGGCUGCAGCGCUGCGGGAAGAGCUGCCGUCUGCGUUGGAUAAACUAUCUCCGGCCUGAUCUCAAGCGCGGCGCCUUCUCCCCUCAGGAGGAGCACCUUAUCAUUCAUUUACAUUCCAUUCUUGGCAACAGGUGGUCUCAAAUUGCAGCACGUCUCCCAGGAAGGACCGACAAUGAGAUCAAGAAUUUUUGGAAUUCAACAAUCAAAAAGAGGUUAAAGAACACAGCCACGUCAUCGUCUCCAAACAACAGCGACUCCUCUGACCACACUCAUCUCAAAGCCAACGUGGUCGGAGGGGGGCCGGUGUUCAUGCAAGAGUACGAGGCAGCUGGAGUCUGCAUGGAUUCCUCAUCUUCGUCGUGCUCAUCCAUGGCCACCCAAUUCGGAAACCCCUUCAACCCUAAUCACCACCUCAUGGUCAUGGAUCAGCAGCACAACAACAGCAUAUUCGACUUAAACGGCGUCGUUCCGAUGUUCAAUUUGCCAAAUGAGGUUGGUACGGAAAACCUAGCGGGGGCGAUGGCAGCCCUAAAUGACCUUUCUGUCCCUGGAUGGGAAGUUUCCAAUUAUGAAAGUGUCAAUAAUAAUAAUAUUAAUGAUGAUGGGAGCAUCAAACUAGAAGAAUUGGAUUGGGAGGGUUUGUUGGCUAAUGUCUCAUCCUUACCUCACCUUGAUUUCCAUCUUCAAUAACCCUCCUCCUCUUUCUCUCUGUUAAACAAAGUAAUCUAUCCAAUUCUCUACCCCAAUUUUAUUUGGCCUUUUUCUUGUUUGUUUUUUUGUGGUUCAAUAAAUACCUUAUAGGCAAUGUUGGAGGUGUACAUUUUCAUGUGUACAAAAGUGGGUAGCUAGGAUUGAGACGUCACUCCGGGAGAUCAUUGCCAACCAUAUGUGAAUUGUCGAAAUGAAUUUGUCAAGACGAUAAAUAAAUAAAGAAAGGAUCAAAUUUAAUUGUAUUAUUAGCAUUUUGUAUAGAUGGAUUAGCACAUAUAUAUGGAGAAGUGUAGAAAGAAUAAUGAGAUUGUUUUUGGAUGCUAGCAUAAUUUCCUCAACUUUCUCACUGUUAUUAAUUAGUUUUUAAUUCCUUUUUCUUUUCCUUUUAUCAAUGAACUUCAUAUCUUGUUAA
This is a messenger RNA of Salvia splendens (bonfire salvia), 1413 nucleotides long. RefSeq names its product transcription factor MYB83. Lineage: Eukaryota; Viridiplantae; Streptophyta; Magnoliopsida; Lamiales; Lamiaceae. The record is from RefSeq and is a predicted model, not a curated record. The transcript has 2 exons. Bases 126 to 980 code for a protein of 284 amino acids.